GUAAAACUGAUAGACAAUUGCAAUCACAUCACAUGUUUGCAGUGUUUUUCAAAGUACUAUCAAUUGACGGAUUAAUUAAUUAUAAUAUAAUAUACGAUAUAUUUGUAUGAAAUCAUCGGUUAAUCAAAAUAUCAUCCAUUAGUGACCACUUGAUAUAAUCGGCUAAAUGGCUGUACAAUUGUUGAACGCAAUCGGCAAGUUAGGUGUGGGUCUGGCUAUCGGUGCUUCUGUAGUUAACUCUGCCCUUUACAACGUGGACGGCGGUUCCCGUGCCGUCAUAUUUGACCGAUUCACGGGUGUUAGUCCUAAUGUGGUGGGAGAGGGCACUCACUUUCUAAUCCCAUGGGUUCAGAAGGCUAUCGUCUAUGACAUCAGGUCACGACCUCGCAAUGUGCCCGUUAUUACCGGCAGUAAAGAUCUGCAGAACGUCAACAUAACUCUUCGUAUUUUGUUUCGUCCGAUUCCUAAAGAGUUGCCCAAACUGUACACCAGUUUGGGUGAAGAUUAUGACGAAAGAGUUUUACCAUCGAUUACUAAUGAAAUACUAAAAGCUGUUGUGGCUCAGUUCGAUGCCGGAGAACUGAUUACUCAACGAGAGCUGGUCUCACAAAAAGUGUCCGAAGAGCUAACUGAAAGGGCAGCACAGUUUGGUCUCAUUUUGGAUGACAUAUCACUUACACAUUUGACAUUUGGCAGAGAGUUUACAGCAGCGGUUGAGCUCAAACAAGUGGCCCAACAGGAGGCGGAAAGGGCCCGGUUUUUGGUGGAGAAAGCGGAACAACAAAAGAAGGCAUCAAUUAUUACAGCCGAGGGUGACUCUCAAGCGGCCAGUCUUAUGGCCAAAGCCUUUGAAUCGGGAGAAGCAUUGGUCGAGUUGAGACGUCUGGAGGCCGCCGAAGAUAUUGCGUUACAAUUGUCGCGAUCGAGAAAUGUCGUGUAUUUGCCGCCCGGACAGCAAACACUGCUUAGUCUGCCUCAAGUCUAAAGUCAAAACUUUUUUAAUUGUAGUUUUUCUCAAUUUUUUUUAAACAAAAAUCAUUAAAUCGUGUGUUAGUUAUAUAUAUAAUAAAUAAUUGAAAUAACAAA
Molecule: messenger RNA, 1086 nt
Organism: Oppia nitens
Lineage: Eukaryota; Metazoa; Arthropoda; Arachnida; Sarcoptiformes; Oppiidae
Gene: Phb1
Product: protein l(2)37Cc-like
Exons: 5
Coding region: 167-985 (272 amino acids)
Biological process (GO): mitochondrion organization
Cellular component (GO): membrane; mitochondrion
Source: RefSeq, a predicted model, not a curated record